CCGACCCACGGAGCCAGGCCAGGGAUCGAACCUGCAUCCUCAUGGAUACUAGUGAUUCUUGCCACUAUAAACCAGCCCGUUUCCCUGAUUUCUGUCUCCUGGCCGCUGUCACUGUCAUUCUGAGGACCUAACCUGCAGGGAUGUACUUGGGCUCUGUCUCGUGCCACCGGGAAGGCUUCACCUGCACCUGGGGCCAGGCUGCGCGGCCACCAUCUCGGCCCGAAGGAAAGGCCCCGGGGGUUGGGGGCAGGCUGCCCGCUGUUCUCACCAACCUCCUCUGUCCACAUCAGUAUCACCUCCCGGGUCGGUACCAAGGUUAAGCAGAGUGCCGCCCAUGUGGGAAGGAGGAGCCGGGCUGGGCUCCGGUUCUGGGCCUCCUGGGAGGUCCAGCCUUGGGUCCCAGCAACGCCAGCCCCCGAUUCUGCUGGACCUGCGGGAAUUCCUGGGAAUCCCCAGGAAUAUUUGCAAACCACAUCAGCGUGGACCUUCUGUAGACCUCAGAGCAGUCUCCCCCUCCCCACGAGGGCCGCGUCUUUGUGCUGUCAGGUCGCCUGCCAUGAAGACAAGUGUUCACCAGGACACAAAGCCACGUCCUGCUGUCCCGACCGCUGUUCCAGAAGCGCCUCAGCCUUGUGCGGCCAAGCCCCAGUGCUGUGGUGUGAAUUACUUCACUCUGCAAGGAGAAUUCAGGCCUUCACCUCCGAAGACUCCAGAAGGAAGACAAAUGAAACAGCAGUGGAAUCUGUUCUCCGAGCUGAUGUGGCCCAGUCCUACCAGCUUUGGCUGCAACGUUUCCCGCAACAGCCACAGCAGAGCCACGCGGCCAGAUGACCCAGAGUCACUGCAGGGUGUGUGUUUACUGCAGCCACACCCGCUCCAGCUGGACCUUGUCCCCCUGGACAGCACUGAUCAAUGCAGCUUUAUUGUGUUAAAAUUCUCAAGACCAAAGGAGAGUUUUGGGACAGACAGCACCUCCCUCGAGGUCAGUCCAUGGGAAGCCAAGGAAAAAACAAAACCACACUGCAUUCAGACCGCAGAACGUGCUGGAAAAAUGGGCAAAGGACGGAGGCUCGUCAUUUCUAAGGACCCAUCCACACCCAAAAGGAAUUUAGCAGCCUCAUUAUCCCAGACUGAACACGAGCGAGUCACUGGCAGCCUAGCCGUCAAGGUCCGGUGUCACUGCUGCGGCGAGGGCUGUUGCUGUGGCUUGGGGUCGAUCCCUGGCCCGUUAACAUCCACGUGUCUCAGGAAUGGCUGAAAAAAACAAAACCCUGAAAACUGGCAGAGUU
Sus scrofa (pig) is the source of this 1289-nucleotide messenger RNA. Lineage: Eukaryota; Metazoa; Chordata; Mammalia; Artiodactyla; Suidae. The record is from RefSeq and is a predicted model, not a curated record.